CUGUUUUGUGUCUGUUCGCCUCUGAAGAAAUCAAUGAAGGACACUUUAUUGGAGGUGUCUCUGUUUGGACCCAUUCCCGGGAAUCUCCUGGAAUUGUUUAGAGAACAUUAAUCUUCUCUUAACAUGCAACGAUUGGAGCCUAACGCCAGAGUAAAUUCCAACUUAUUAAUUAUCGUGAAAUUCCACCACUCUAAAAUAUUGGCACGGACAUACAGAAUGACGGAAAUCCAGGGAUUGACAACGUAGUUUCAGAUUUAAAAUGGAUAAUUCAACGGUUAACAAUAUAACGUCGCCUCUUGAAUCCUGUUUGUUACAAAGACAGUGUGAGGAUCCAGAAGGCCUACAGGCGUAUGCUUGCGGUGUCUAUCGGAUUCAUGGGUAUUUUAUAUUGACUCUCUGUUGUUUCGGAAUCCCUACAAACAUUGUGAACAUCAUCAUCCUUACACACAAAUCCUUACGCUCACCCGUCAACAAUAUCCUCACCGGGAUAGCUAUCAGUGACCUCGUAACCAUGGUAAUCACAGUUCCUCUUGGCCUUCACUUCUACAUCAGGAAUGGUUUGGACAUUACAGAAAAUAAAUAUACAUAUGAAUGGUCCAUGUUUCUAGCCUUUUAUGCUAUGAUGACAAUAACAAUGCAAACUGUGUCCAUCUGGCUUGGAGUUUGUAUGUCAUUUUUUCGUUAUGUGUAUAUUAAAACCAUGGGAGCUGGGCGCCAAAAUAUUGAUUCCAAGACAUCUUGUUUUCUAACUUUAUUCAUGUUUUUUUUAGUUAUAGUUAUCUAUAUCCCGACCUACAGUUUUGUCUCAAUAAAGGAAAAGACAUGUUACAACGACAUAGAAAAUAGAACCGUUGAUUACUAUCGAUUGGAACCGUUAAUGAGCAAUGAAAAACCUUCUUUGACACAUGCCUACUCGAUGUGGAUUUACGCCGUACUUGGUAAAUGGAUACCGUGUUUUCUGAUAACCCUAUUUGGCGGAUGUUUACUUCAUUCCUUACAAGAGAACACAAGGAGAACUAUACACCUUAAUGGCUCACAUGCCACGUCCCGGUUAAAACAGCAUCGCAGAACGACGGCCAUGUUACUGACUAUUAUUCUUAUGUACAUCAUCGCUUCUCUACCCCAGAGCAUCCUACUUAUCGUUAGCUUCGCCAAUAAAGCCUUCUUUGUGAACGAAUAUGCCCUCCUAGGAGACACAUUUGAUAUUCUUUCCUUGAUCAACAAUUCAAUAAACUUUGUUUUGUAUUGUGCAAUGAGCCGUCAAUUUAGAGACCUCCUUAAACAGUGUGUGUGUCAGUACUUUGUUCUCCCACAACAUGACGCAAAGAGCACCCAGACAGCCAGUCAUCACAUCUCUCAGAAUAACCUACAAAGCAAAGUGUACGCCAUGAACGAAAUUAGAAGGCAGGAGAGCCCCCUUCUUGACAGAGGUAUUGACAUCUGAAGUUGUGGGUUCAUGCUAUAACAUAUUUAGAUUUCAUUUUUAUGAUGAUAAUUUUAUGUUACACAGAUAUUUGUUAUGACUUCUGCAGAACACAUCUAUUUCAUGUUUGUUGGACAGUGAACUUUUUAGAGAGAGAGAGAGAGAGAGAGAGAGAGAGAGAGAGAGAGAGAGAGAGAGAGAGAGAGUUCUUUUUUUCAUAUCUUACAAUAAAGUUGGACUUGUAAGUUAAAGAAAAAAUGUAACUGUUAUUGGUCUUUUUGUUUGCCCGUAUCCACCUGUUCA
Messenger RNA from Saccostrea cuccullata (small rock oyster), 1726 nucleotides. Its product is annotated as G-protein coupled receptor dmsr-1-like. The coding region runs from base 260 to 1444 and encodes 394 amino acids. NCBI's taxonomy places the organism in Eukaryota, Metazoa, Mollusca, Bivalvia, Ostreida, Ostreidae. Gene Ontology annotation, biological process: G protein-coupled receptor signaling pathway. The transcript is spliced from 2 exons. Gene Ontology annotation, cellular component: plasma membrane. Gene Ontology annotation, molecular function: G protein-coupled peptide receptor activity. The record is from RefSeq and is a predicted model, not a curated record.